Molecule: messenger RNA, 792 nt
Organism: Megalops cyprinoides (Indo-Pacific tarpon)
Lineage: Eukaryota; Metazoa; Chordata; Actinopteri; Elopiformes; Megalopidae
Gene: tmem238a
Product: transmembrane protein 238a
Exons: 3
Coding region: 115-438 (107 amino acids)
Source: RefSeq, a predicted model, not a curated record
CCGGAAGGCAGACAGAGCUUUUUCGCGGAUAUAUUUUUUAAGAAAAAAAAAAAAAAAGAAAACAGAUAAUAAUCAAGCUGAAGUAGCAGGUGCAAUACAUCUGGGAGGGUGACCAUGGCAGUCCAGUAUGACGGCUUGUCGCACUGCAAGCUCGCGCUGGUGUUCGCGGUGCUGAUGGACCUACUGGGAGUCACGGCACUACUGGUGGGGGUCUUCGCCCCCCUGGAGAUCAAGGGUCGGGAUUUUGGGGACCUGCUGGUGUACUCCGGGGCCUUGCUGGUACUCAUGUCGCUGGGGGGUUGGGUCAUGUGGUACAGCGGCAACAUCGAGGGCCUGACCACUCGCAAGGAGCUGGGCCACAUAGGGAGCGCGGUGGACCGGCUGGCUCGCAACCUCAGCCGGAGGAUACGGACACACCGGAGCCACAGCGGGCCCUAGGGCCCCCGGUUGACCAGCGGAGAGGAUUAGCAGGACUGUUACAAAAAACACGACAGAUGGCCGAGUUUGACCACUCCAUCUGUACAACCCAGACUUGUACAAAGAUAAAACGCCUGUGUUUUGGUUGAAAUUUGUAAUGUAUCAGCAACAGUAUUGUCUUAUUUUAGGGAAUAUGUUCGAAGGCACAACUGAACACACCAUUGCAAACAGGUCUCAUACUUGUUCAAAUGUAUGAGUGGUUUAUGUAUUCUAUUGUUACAAUCAAGGAUUUUUCUAACUAACUAGAUAUAUCAUAAUAAACUGUCCAUAAAUGACAUGUAAUGGAACAUGACCAUGUAAUGUAACUUGACCUUU